GUAUUAGUAGAUUCUGUCCUUGUUUUAGUCGGCGAAGUUUCCUAUUACUUAUCACCUCUUCUUCAACAACAAAAAAAAUCCCUUUCAUAUCUAUCAUAUAAGAAAUAUAUUCACUUAAUUCCACCAAAGUUGUCUGCUUUUUCACUUUUCUGAAUAUGGGUCUUUGGGAUUCUUUGCUCAACUGGCUUAGAAGCCUAUUUUUUAAACAGGAAAUGGAACUUUCCCUGGUAGGCCUUCAAAAUGCAGGGAAGACAUCUCUCGUCAAUGCAAUUGCUACCGGAGGCUACAGUGAGGACAUGAUUCCUACGGUUGGAUUUAAUAUGCGCAAAGUUACAAAAGGAAAUGUGACCAUAAAACUCUGGGACCUUGGAGGCCAAAGGAGAUUUCGCAUGAUGUGGGAGCGGUAUUGUCGGGGUGUCUCUGCGAUAUUGUAUGUUGUUGAUGCUGCUGAUAGAGACAGUGUACCUAUAACCAGAACUGAGUUACAUGAACUUUUGAAGAAACCUUCAUUAAGUGGAAUUCCUUUGCUUAUCUUGGGAAACAAAAUUGACAAAUCAGAAGCUCUUUCGCAGCAGCCGUUGGUUGAUCAACUAGGUCUUGAUUCGUUAACGGAUAGAGAAGUCUGCUGCUACAUGAUCUCGUGCAAGGAUUCUGUAAAUAUCGAUGCUGUUAUCGAUUGGUUAAUUAAGCACUCGAAGACCGCAAAAUGAAGAGCCUCUUCCGUGAUAUAGUAAUCUGGAAAAUAGAAUGUAGCUCUUUGUGAGGGUCUUGAAAUGAUCUGUUAAUAUAUUUUCUGGCUGAUCUUUCUUUUGUUGCUUCUAUAUAGUUUUUUUAUUACAAUUCCGUGUUAUAAGUGCUUGAACAAUCACAUCUUUCAUUAUGAAUUUUGCAUUGUUUGUCA
Molecule: messenger RNA, 901 nt
Organism: Solanum dulcamara
Lineage: Eukaryota; Viridiplantae; Streptophyta; Magnoliopsida; Solanales; Solanaceae
Product: ADP-ribosylation factor-like protein 8c
Exons: 6
Coding region: 156-710 (184 amino acids)
Biological process (GO): protein transport
Molecular function (GO): GTP binding; GTPase activity
Source: RefSeq, a predicted model, not a curated record